Molecule: messenger RNA, 2239 nt
Organism: Myxocyprinus asiaticus (Chinese sucker)
Lineage: Eukaryota; Metazoa; Chordata; Actinopteri; Cypriniformes; Catostomidae
Product: homeobox protein Nkx-6.1-like
Exons: 3
Coding region: 462-1430 (322 amino acids)
Biological process (GO): cell differentiation; regulation of transcription by RNA polymerase II
Cellular component (GO): nucleus
Molecular function (GO): DNA-binding transcription factor activity, RNA polymerase II-specific; RNA polymerase II cis-regulatory region sequence-specific DNA binding
Source: RefSeq, a predicted model, not a curated record
ACUUUUUGCUGCAAAAGACAGCAGGUUGAUGAAAAUGUUUUAUUAUCUUCCAGAUCUUCAUGUGAACUACUCAGAAAGACUAGCUUUUUAUUUAUAGAUUUCAAAAGCCUGAAUAGGCUGCUCUCUCUCUCUCCCUCUUUGAAUGGACUGUGCUUUGUUUUAUCAUGCCAUAUUUUCACGAUUUGCAAGAUCUGAAAGAAGAGAAUGGAUUUUGCCAGAGGAGAUGAGUAUGAAGCGUCAGUACAACUGAAUCGGAAUUUUUAGAGAAAUUACUCAACAUUUUGUCUGAACACUUGAGAUUGAAAGGUAUUUUAAUUUUUUCCUCAUCCAAUAUUUCAUUGUUUUUUUUUUUGUUUUGUUUUUUACGCUACUGAGCUUUUUGACGUUUAUUUUCAUUUCGCGCGGGUCUCUGUUCUUUUGCUUCUUGCGAAUUAUUUAGUUAAAGUUGUAGUUUAUUGGUUAUGUUAGCGGUGGGGCAAAUGGACGGGUCUCGCCAGAGCGCUUUCCUACUCAACACCCCACCUUUGGCUGCUUUACACAGUAUGACCGAAAUGAAGACACCACUUUACCCAGCCUAUCCUUUAUCUUCCACUGGACCAGCAUCCUCCGCCUCACCGACCGCUACCUCCCCAAAUCCAGGUGGUAUCCCCGUUUCUUCCCCGGGGAUCAAAACGUCAAAUGGACUUUCAACUCUUGUAUCACCCCAUCAGUGCGCGAUCGCCACACCUCACGGAAUAAACGACAUCCUCAGUCGACCCGCGGUGGUCUCCUCCGGAACGGCGGCUGCCAUCGCAGCAUCUUCUCCCACUGGAAUCUUGUCUGGACUGCCCCGUUUCAGCAGCCUGAGUCCUCCACCGUCUCACGGGCUGUAUUUCAGCCCAAGUGCCGCUGCAGUGGCGGUGGCUCGCUACCCGAAACCUCUGACAGACCUUCCAGGCAGAACUCCAAUAUUCUGGCCUGGAGUUAUGCAAAGCCCGCACUGGAGAGACGCCAGAUUUGCAUGUUCACCACAUCACAACUCAGUGCUGUUGGACAAAGACGGGAAAAGGAAACAUACACGGCCAACGUUUUCCGGGCAGCAAAUUUUCGCUCUGGAAAAAACAUUUGAGCAAACGAAAUAUUUAGCUGGACCAGAGAGAGCGCGGUUGGCCUACUCUUUAGGAAUGACAGAGAGCCAAGUAAAGGUGUGGUUUCAAAAUCGAAGAACAAAAUGGAGAAAACGGCACGCGGCAGAAAUGGCUUCGGCGAAGAAAAAACAAGAUUCGGAGACCGAAAGGCUGAAAGGGGCCUCGGAAAACGAAGACGAUGAUGACGACUACAACAAGCCUUUAGACCCAAACUCAGACGAUGAGAAAAUAACUCAGUUACUGAAAAAACACAAACCAAACUCAGCUCUUAUUAUUCACACGUCGGAAAACGAGAGCUCGUAAAACGGAAACGGGCAAGGGGUUGUCAGUCAUUUGAGGCGAAAUUCCUCAAGAAGUGUCAAAAUAAUGUAGGCUACUGUGUUUCACCAUGUUUGAGCUCUGGUUUUGGUGGAAGGAUGCACAUCAGAGGAGCAUGCACUGUCGGUGGAGCUGAACGUGCAUCAGUGUCUGCAAUAGACACCUUCAACAUAAAGACAACGGUACUUUUUUGUAAAUUAACGGCGUGAGUUGUAUCGCAUAGGAAUUAUAUUACUGUGAAUAUUUAUGUGUAAAAUAUUUUGAAUUGUAAACAUGGCAGAAUUCGUUCACCCCGCUUCAGUUUAAUCUUUAAUUUGGACUUUGUGAUUUGCAUACUCAUAUCAUGAAUUUGUAUAGGUGAUUAUCAUCUUGAGAUUAGUUUAGUGGAUGUAAGAUGCCUCAGCCCUUUGAUCCUUAAAAAUAAUCAACAAUGGAAAUAUAGAAAAAUUACAAAAUUUACCACUAAUGGGAAAAGAAAUCUGAGUUUCAGUUAUAGCCUAAAUUAAGGCUCAGGCAAAGGAUUGAUCUGGCCACAAAGUGUAAAUAAACACCUAACAAUAUAUCUGUAAUAUAAUGCAUAGUGUUCGUUUCCCAAUGUUAGAAUGUUCCAUUAAAUGUUUUUUUCUUUCUUUUUUUUUUUUUUCUCCAUGAUUAAUUUAUGGUAUUUUAAGUUUGUAACAGUGUUUGAAUCCUGCAAAAUGCGUCUUGCAGGUUUGUGUGUAUUGCACUUUUAUUUAAUAAAAUGUUAAAUGUUAUUUUGUUUUUAUUAAAUCGCAUAUUAAUAUUUUGUCAAU